CUCCGGGGCUGGGUUUCUCUUUUAUCCAAGAAGAGGAUUUUUUAUUUAUUUAUUUAAGCAUGAUGAGACAAAGACACCGGAUGAAGACUUGAAAAUAAUGAUUACAAAACUUUCGACAUUGACCAUGUCCAUACGAGAGCUGAAAGUUUGCCUUUUAGGGGACACUGGAGUUGGGAAAUCCAGUAUUGUUUGCCGGUUCGUUCAGGAUCAUUUUGACCACCAUAUAAGCCCCACAAUCGGAGCAUCGUUCCUAACCAAAACAGUGCCAUCUGGAAAUGAACUACACAAAUUUCUGAUCUGGGAUACAGCCGGACAGGAAAGGUUCCACUCACUCGCUCCUAUGUACUACAGAGGGUCGGCUGCUGCUGUCAUUGUCUAUGACAUUACUAAACUGGACUCUUUCCAGACAUUGAAGAAGUGGGUGAAGGAGCUGAAAGAACACGGUCCAGAGGACAUCGUUGUAGCCAUAGCAGGGAACAAGAAUGAUUUAGGAGACAUCAGGGAGGUUCCCAUGAAGGAAGCCAAGGAGUUUGCUGAAUCAAUUGCAGCUAUUUUCAUCGAGACUAGUGCAAGAAAUGCUGUCAAUGUGGAAGAGCUCUUUCGGAAAAUCAGUAAACGGAUCCCACCCCUGGAGAAGUCUGAGGAGGAGAGCGACGACUCCUUUAAACUCAGCCGGCAGCCGACUCCGUCCGCCAGGAGAUGCUGCUAGUACCAACGGUGGCGGAUGAGAUGACUCCCUUCAGCACCAGCACAGCACACAGUCCACCAUGCACACGGUGUUUUACUCCUGGAAAAGACAAGACCAGACAGUGGACAGACAGAGGUCAGCUUCCACGUGUGGUCAGCCCGCAAGAUGAAACAACAUUAAUAUACAGGUCAUUGCAAAUGUAUUUGAUUGUCUGAUGAGGUCUGGAUCCCAGGGCCUUCAGUCUGUCCCCCUCAGGUGGUGUUUUGCCUGAAUUACAUAAGUAUUUCUGUCUGUGCGGUAUCGUCCACAGCUCAUUAAUAACCCACAUAAGCAAUAAGUGAUCUAGCUGAUGUGCUUUUUAACAUAACGCAAUGUACAUGCUGUCGAUGCAACUGCAUUUACAUUUUCAUUUCAAUGGCCAAUCUGCUCUGUCCAGGUUCCUUGCACUGUGGCUCUUAAAUGGCACUCAGUAAAUUACGUUUUUGAUAUAGUUUACAUUUUUUAAAUGUUGUGUUCAUCAAGGCCAUACUUUUCUUCUCAUGGAGCUUUUGUUUACAUGUAUGUAUUGAAUUAGAAUAUCCUAACUCCUGUUUGUCCAGAUCAAGCGUUAGACAAACGGUCAGUUUGCUUCCAAUGAAAUGUAAGGCUGUGAUUGGCUGAGAUAGAAAGUUGAAACUGACAUCGAUCAUCAAUUUAGGGGCCGCUUUGCGGUCCAGAUGUGCAGUAAAUCAAAUUUACCAACAGCUUGAUAACCGUUUAAUUAAAUCACACACCGAUUUAAAUGCAGUUUGUCAUGAUAUUCCAUCCAUACAAGAGAUAAUUACAUAUGAAGCAACUGCAUGUCGUCAUGUACAUGUUGACUUUGUGAUGAGAUCAAGGGUUUUAUUUGUUGCCACAGAAGUGCCUUUUUAAAAUGUUUUUCCAAACAAACGUAUGACACGACUAAGUGUCAGAGAAAUGCAUGAAUUCCUUGACUAAAUCAGCACAGACUAAUUGUAUGCAAAGCAGUCAACAAUUACCUGCAGCCAUCCUUAUACUGUAUUCCUAAAUCAACCUGUACCCCCUGUAGACCAGAUUAACUUUUGUAUAUUAAUCAGUGUAAUAAAGUAGUGAUUCUA
Molecule: messenger RNA, 1806 nt
Organism: Pseudoliparis swirei
Lineage: Eukaryota; Metazoa; Chordata; Actinopteri; Perciformes; Liparidae
Gene: rab31
Product: RAB31, member RAS oncogene family
Exons: 7
Coding region: 98-709 (203 amino acids)
Molecular function (GO): GTP binding; GTPase activity
Source: RefSeq, a predicted model, not a curated record